AUGUCAAUCUGUUCCUUCGAAUUACGUGCUACUGGAGCCAUGACUAUGUUCUAUAAAAACCUCUUUCGAGUCGUUGCUACUGAUAAUGGUACAUUAUGUCAUUACGAAGAUUCUAGCCAAACAUUUUCCAUGAGUGAAAUUAUAACGGCCGAUGGUUAUCCAAAACUUGUGUACGUCUUCAAUGAUUCUCUACCGGGUCCUGUUCUACAUGUGUAUCAGAAUCAAACAGUGCGCAUACGUAUUCACAAUGAUUUUCCAACAGAAUCGCUUAGCGUUCAUUUUCACGGUAUUCGACAAGUGAAUACACCAGAGAGUGAUGGAGUUGGACGAAUCACUCAACUCUCCAUCUUAUCGGGUUCUAGUUUUCAACAUGAAUUUAUUGCAUUGGAUACUGGCACUUUCUGGUAUCAUUCACAUGUUCAAUCUCAGACAGCAAUGGGGCUGUUAGGUGGUUUUGUUGUUCAUCCUCGAAAAGUGACUAAUCGAGAAGAAGAGGGUGAAUUCGUAUUGGUCCUCAAUGAUUGGCAACACUUUUACACCAGUGAGCAGCAUCAUUUACUCAUCGAGAGCGGUCAAUUCUAUCCGAAUAGUUUGGAAUCGUUGAAAACAUCGGGUACUAUUGAUUUUUUUGAAGCUGUUGAUGGAUCACGAGCAGCUGAAGCACUAGUCACUUCGAUUCUCAUCAAUGGACGUGGUCAAUAUUUUGAUCCGCAUGCAGAAAAUGAUAGAUCGAGUACGACACCAUUAGAAUAUCUGAGAGUAGUUUCGGCACCCAGCAAUGGCAUUUACCGUCUGCGUUUGAUUAAUGGUGGUAGCGUAUUCUCACUGAAAUUCUCUAUCGAUGGUCAUCCAUUGAAAGUGAUCGCAUCGGAUGGCAUACCAUUUGCAGACCCGAUGAUAGUCGAUCAAUUGAUUAUCGGUCUCGGAGAACGAUACGAUGUUUUAAUUACAGCUACAAUAAACAGAGCAAUCAAUUACUGGAUUCGAGUCGAUACCAUGGAUAAAAACAAUAAUCCACGAUGGCAUGCUCGAGCAAUCUUACAGUAUACGACUAAUACGAUUAUGCCAACAUCGAAACCACGAGAAUGUACUACGAAUCAACCGUGUCUUAUUUUGAAUUGUCCUUUCACUCAAUACGGUCCAAACAUUGCGGAUAAUGCCAUGUCUCUGAUUUGUUUGACUCCUCUAAAUUUAACUACACAUGCAGAUCAUCUUGAUCGUGAUCUUCUAGACGAAACAAUGAUACCUGAAGUACGCAAGACGCUUCAGUUGACCAUUGUUAAACGUACCAAUAAACGGGCUGGGUUCGAAUCAUUCAAUUACAUUGGUAUGAAAUAUCCAUCGAUCGACAAACCAGUUCUCUACAAUGCUCGACAUGUUCGAGAAAACUAUGCCUGUCCCAAUCGUCUAUUGGGCUAUGAUACCGGCGAACAAUGUUAUCAUACCAUAGUGGCUCAAUAUAACGAUAUUGUAGAAUUAAUACUUAUCAAUCAUGAUGAUGAUCAGCAUCCUCUCCAUUUACAUGGCUCCUACUUUCAUAUUGUUGAACUUGGUCUAGCUCAAUUGAAUUCAACAACUGGUCAAAUCAAAACUGACAAUCCGAAUGUGUACUGUAACGAACAUGCUCAAUGUUCAUGCACAAAAGCGAAUGGUGCAUGCGAAAAAAAUAAUAUGCGUUUAGUGAAGGAUACAGUGCAGUUACCAAAAGGGGGAUAUAUGAGAGUACGUUUUCGAGCGACGAAUCCUGGUGUUUGGCUCUUCCAUUGUCAUACGGAACCACACUUAGAUCGAGGCAUGUCCAUCAAUAUUCAUGUCGCCGAAGAUCAAAUAUUUCAGUCGAAGAAAGUCAAGCAAUAA
Rotaria sordida is the source of this 1857-nucleotide messenger RNA. NCBI's taxonomy places the organism in Eukaryota, Metazoa, Rotifera, Eurotatoria, Philodinida, Philodinidae. The record is from the annotation of a GenBank genome assembly.